CGCUGCUACAGCGGGCGGCAUGGCGAGCACGGCGUCGGAGAUCAUUGCCUUCAUGGUUUCCAUCUCCGGCUGGGUGCUGGUGUCCUCCACGCUGCCCACCGACUACUGGAAGGUGUCCACCAUCGACGGCACGGUCAUCACCACCGCCACCUAUUGGGCCAACCUUUGGAAGAUGUGCGUUACCGACUCCACGGGCGUCUCCAACUGCAAGGACUUCCCCUCCAUGCUGGCUCUAGACGGUUAUAUCCAGGCAUGUAGAGGACUUAUGAUUGCCGCCGUCAGCCUGGGCUUUUUUGGUUCCAUAUUUGCCCUGUUUGGAAUGAAAUGUACCAAAGUCGGAGGCUCAGAUAAAGCCAAAGCUAAAAUUGCUUGUUUGGCCGGGAUUGUAUUCAUACUGUCAGGGCUGUGCUCCAUGACCGGGUGUUCCCUGUAUGCAAACAAAAUCACAACAGAGUUCUUUGAUCCCCUCUUCGUGGAGCAAAAGUAUGAAUUAGGAGCUGCUCUGUUUAUUGGAUGGGCAGGAGCCUCACUCUGCAUAAUUGGUGGUGUCAUAUUUUGCUUUUCAAUAUCUGACAACAACAAAGCACCCAGAAUGGGAUACACAUACAAUGGGGCCACAUCUAUCAUGUCUUCUCGGACAAAGUAUCACGGUGGAGAAGAUUUUAAAACCACAAACCCUUCAAAACAGUUUGAUAAAAACGCUUACGUCUAAAAAGAGCACUGCCCGCUAGCCGUGUCUUGAGCUUGUUUUAAACGUGAACUGUUCACAGAAUGCUGCCAUAAAGGCCCUCCUACAAUUAACACUCAAACUAUUUUUAAAAUACAAAUUUGAAGAACUUGUUGAUUAUCGGAUGUAAAUGUUCUUACAUAGUUACAUACUAA
Messenger RNA from Globicephala melas (long-finned pilot whale), 882 nucleotides. It is a transcript of the gene CLDN10, whose product is annotated as claudin 10. Gene Ontology annotation, biological process: cell adhesion; bicellular tight junction assembly. Lineage: Eukaryota; Metazoa; Chordata; Mammalia; Artiodactyla; Delphinidae. Gene Ontology annotation, cellular component: bicellular tight junction; plasma membrane. The record is from RefSeq and is a predicted model, not a curated record. Gene Ontology annotation, molecular function: structural molecule activity.